GGGCCAGUGUUGCACCAGUCCCGGUGCCCUAGCGAUUCGCAACAAAAGAGAUGAAAAGACAACCUGCAGUACCGAAGAAGAAAAGAGGUCCUGUGAAGCGACAUGGGCGUAGGUGUACAAACAAGGACCAAACAGACAAGUCAAACAUGCGGUUCUGGCGAGGCAAGUUCAUCUUGCCUCGUUCCGGAUCUGCUCCUCUCUCUGCCUUCGUUGCUUCACUUAUACUAUUCAUAUAAACUGACGUCUGGAUUCCCUUUUCUCUGUAUCAUAUUACCCUGCUUUUUCUCGACAAGGCGCUACCCUAUACACCCAAACCUAACACGCUCAAAUAUACUCUACCCACCAUGUCUGCAGUAGGAUCCCCACCUCCGGAUGUAAUGAGAACAUUCAUGUUGAGGUCGAGCACUCCUGCUUCAAAUGAGAAAGCCCUUGACAACCAGUACUACUCUACCUUGAGGGGAUGCAGAAGGCUCCUCCCGCUGAUGACGAGAACGCCAGUACGGUAGGUUCAAAGGUGCACUCCCCGGUACCGCGAACUCGAAGCAUCGCAAGUACACGAAGACUCGAAGAGAUGACUGGCGACAAUGCUGAUUACAACGGUGGCGAAGACAUCAGAUCCGACAUACAAGAGGGGAACGGGUCUGAUAUUGCCCGAACCAUACAAAUUCAGACCACAGGCUUCCAGGAGCCUGAACAUGAGCCUGGACCUAAUGACCCACCUGGACCUCAUUUUGAGUCUUUCGGAUCGUCUUUCGGGAACUUUGGUCCUCUGCGGGACAGCUUACCCAACGGCAAUGGCAACGACUGGAAUGGGCAGCCUUGGCCGACCAGCCCCUCUAAAGCAGCAGGCGUUCCCUUGCCUGAGACGCAAAUUGGUUCAGCGACCGAAGGUCACGCGAAUCCGUUCCAGCAAUUUGGAAUGACUCCGGCUGGUGCAGCGGGUAUUCCGCUUCCCGCUUCCGUCAUGAGCGGUGGAAAUGACCCACCUCUCAGUCCAGGAGGCUCCAAAAGCCGCCGUACUGGAGCACCAUCUCAAGCAUCACGCCGGGCUCCUUCGGCUGCUGACGCACUUUCAAAUGACGCAUUUUCCCCCAAAGCAGCAUCGCGUGCACUGUCUCCUACACGGACAUUGAAUGGCGGUAGCCCACCCUCAGGGAGACCGUUGUCACCUCGAUCCGCUACUUCUCAGGGUCAGAAAUCGCGUAUUACCUUGAAGUCCAGCCGAACGGUCUAUCCUCCUCUCCCAGAUACCGUGCUAGAGGACGGCCUGAGAUCUCCAACCCAGCCAGGAGAGUCUCCUCCCCCACGAGCCAACACCAAGACACCCUCCAUUGCGCCUUCUGAAUCUGCCUCCAAUUAUCAUGUUAAGCGUUCAGCCGGAAAUUCCAAAGGCACCUCACACAAACCAUCCAAAUCCUUGAAGAGUAUUGCGGAAGUACGAGGUGAAUCUAUUGCGAGUGACCGCGGUGGGGGUUCUCGGGCUGCAGCUUCCCAGCGAGAUGCAGGUCGCUCACAAGCACCGAUGUCACCUCGCAGUAAUGCCACGCAAACCGUUCUUCCCACUCACAGAACCGGGAACACCAAUGACGAUUUGCAUCGUGUUGCUGCGGCGCUAUCUACCAUGAGGUCGAAACGUUCCAACGUUGAUCCUGAGGCUACUCCUACACCUUCACGACCAGCAUCUCCUAUUGUUGACUUGAACGCAGAAGAAGAAAAGAUGGUUAACGACGUCUUGAGACGGCCGGCUCGUACAAGAACGUCACUUGCUUUAUCGACUGCAGCGCCUUCCAUGCUGGAACCUGAGAUUCAGCAUUCCCAUUUCCACGAUAUGGAACUAUGUCAGUUGUUGCAUUCCUUAGAUCAACCCACUGGGAUGCCUGAGCCUGUCAAGAGGGCAGUUCGUAAGGCCGUUCGGGCGAGAGUGAAGAAACUCGGAAUGAAAUACGACAAUGAGUCUAUCAAACAGUACAGGAAGUCGUUCCACGAUCAUGACCCAUCAGUACAUAUGAUGCAAUCCACUAUGUUACCUACGUCAAAGCGAUCGACCCAAAUCGGUUCCACCGCUGAAGCACCCGAGUGGGCGAAGGAGCUCAUGGACGGCAUGAUGAACAUGCGGGAGCGCCUCGACAGCCUUGCGCCAAAGAUUGAACGCAGUCUUCGAUCGUCUAGAGGAGGGUCCUAUUUGACGGAGGGUCGGAGCUAUCAUGAUGGACAACAGUAUGGAGACUCUGAGAUGCAAGGCGACUACACCCGAAGUCCUCUUACACAAACGACUCACAUCCUCGCUCAACAAACCGGAACCAUGGCAGAUGAAUCGAUGUAUCAUACUGGUGACACCGAGGCCAUACGUGAUUCCACGCACCUUCAUACCUUGCCUGGGUCCAUGCAUCACCAUGAUGGCUCCGCUAUUCCCGAAGAAGAUAUGUAUGAGGAAGACGAGCACAUGCACCAUCCUCCAACUACCCAUGAUGGAGACACGAGAGGUUUGCCUAGUGAAUACAACGAUCGGGAAGACUCGCCCGGUCAGCAAUACCUUGAGGAGGAGCUAUACAAGCUUAGAGUUAAGCCGAAUCAAUCCGUGGCUACGCACAAGACAUGGGAGCUCGCUCGUGACAAUGGCGACGAGUACGAUGACGAUGAGGGCGAUGCACAGGCUGCAGUGACCGAGUCCGGCCUUCCAGAGAUACCCGAUGCGCAUACAGGAUACACCGAACCGCCGCUUCCACCGGUUCCUCAAAUGCCUCAACCUCAUCACUGGUCUCAAGGAGGAUUCGAAGAACCCCAAAUUUCACCUUGGCAGCGAGUUCAUCAACGUCUCUUGAGCUGGGCCAUAGUCUGGCCGAUGGCUGAACUCGAUAAUGCUCUCAAUAGCACGACUCGUGGAAUGCAGGUGGAUGAGAUUGCAUUGAGUAUCUGGUCCACCCAGACAUACAAACGUUACGUCAGGGCAAAGAUGACAGAUACACCCUCGGGACAUGUCGAUCGACUCUUUGUGCCACCGAAUAUGGCGGAUGCAAUUAGUACUGCUGUAUAUAACGGACGCCACGGGGAUGCAUGUGGGAUGCUGAGAGAUCUGUGGGCUCCUUUCGGCUUGGAGGGAAUCCCAAGGUUGUUGAUUGUAUUGGCGAAACAUCGCUCUGAUGAGAACCACUGGGUUGUCCAUCGAUUCUCAUUGCCAGAUGGAUCACUCACCACUUAUGACACCUAUCCAGAGCGCUGCUUGCCCGAUGGUCGCCCCCUUGGAUGGUGGUUUGCCAUUCGUAUCGCCUGGCCUGAUGCCAUAUAUCCUAGCCCAGAUCACCUCAUGCAGAAGAUGGUCAGGCUUCACCGUCCGAUGCAACUUAGCAUCGACAACUCAGUCGCCGCAGCUGGUAUCUGGCGAAACCUUCUGAUGGGUUCUCGUGCUGAACGAAGUCUGGACCUCGAGCGUUUGCGAGACCUCAUCAACACGGAGGUGAAGAACCUUCGUCAACGUAAGCAGAUGGGGAAGCUUUCUAUCGGGUCUCCCCGACCAAACUGGGAGGAUAUGCAUUGAUGACGACACUUACGACUGGCGAAUGUCUGCAAUUUGUGGAUCUAAAGCAUUGUACAUGCUGCUGCAGGUGUAUGCUUGGCGACAUGGACUUGAGACAUUUUCGUAUUUUGCUUUGCUUUCUCACCUAUUUACUCCUCCGAUACCAACGGUGCGAUGCGCUACUUUCGCGAUGUGUUUCGUAGUGCUAUAGAUUGUUGUAUAGUGGCGAUUAGUGUAGUACAAUGAAUGUUUUUCUUUCAGAGCUGUAUCGAUAGACGUGUGAUACUGAAUACGGAACU
This is a messenger RNA of Somion occarium, 3813 nucleotides long. Lineage: Eukaryota; Fungi; Basidiomycota; Agaricomycetes; Polyporales; Cerrenaceae. The record is from the annotation of a GenBank genome assembly.